This is a messenger RNA of Oryzias melastigma (Indian medaka), 2990 nucleotides long. Its product is annotated as transcription factor AP-4. The transcript is spliced from 7 exons. The record is from RefSeq and is a predicted model, not a curated record. Gene Ontology annotation, molecular function: RNA polymerase II cis-regulatory region sequence-specific DNA binding; protein dimerization activity; DNA-binding transcription factor activity, RNA polymerase II-specific. Bases 512 to 1330 code for a protein of 272 amino acids. Gene Ontology annotation, cellular component: nucleus. Gene Ontology annotation, biological process: regulation of transcription by RNA polymerase II. NCBI's taxonomy places the organism in Eukaryota, Metazoa, Chordata, Actinopteri, Beloniformes, Adrianichthyidae.
UGAGCCCAGAGCGGGUUAAAGUCGGGUUGAGGUUUAGUAUUCGUCUUUGGGGAAACUGUUCCGCGAGGCUACUCUUGUUGUCAUAUGCUAAGAUUAGCUUAGCUAGGCUAACAAGUUAUGUGGCGAUGCGCACUUGUUUAUCGUGUUGAAUUUAACAUGGGUUUGGACUUAUGGAAGUCAGAACUGUCUUAUAAUGCGUGCUAGACCCGCACUAAAGAAUAACGAGUAAAGAGCGAAGCAUGAAGUCCGGACUUGAGGGGAAAAGCAUUGUUCUGCUGAGUGCCAGGGGGCCCGCUACUGCUGGCGGUGUCACAUUUCAACUGCUACCGGCCGACGCGCCCUCUAGUGGACAGACGCGGAACCUGCUCCUCCCGGCAACAAGAGCUCGUCUCAUCUUUUUACCCACAAGCCCCUUCAAGCUUUGGCAAACAUUCCCCUCAGUCCAGAGACGGCCCAGGACCAGGAGAGGCGGAUUCGCCGUGAAAUUGCCAACAGCAACGAGCGCCGCCGUAUGCAGAGCAUCAACGCCGGAUUCCAGUCUCUCAAAACACUCCUGCCACACACAGACGGGGAAAAGCUCAGCAAGGCGGCCAUUCUGCAGCAGACGGCGGAUUACAUCUUCACCUUGGAGCAGGAAAAGACGCAACUUUUAGCACAAAACAAUCAGCUUAAACGCUUCAUUCAGGAUUAUAACGGUUCAUCACCUAAAAGGAGGCGAGCUGAGGAGAAGGAUGAAGGAAUCGGGUCUCCAGACAUGCUGGAGGAGGAGAAGGUUGAGGAGCUGAGGAGGGAGAUGCUGGAGCUGCGGCAACAACUUGAUAAAGAGCGCUCCGCUCGAAUGCACCUGGAAGAGCAGGUGCGCUCUCUAGACAGCCAGCUGUAUCCCGAGCGUCUGAAGGUGAUCACCCAGCAGGUGGAGGAGGAGCAGGCCCUCAUUCAGAGUCAAACGCUGCUGCGGCUCCAGCAGAUCCACUCCAUAGACAGGAAGGCUCAGAGCCCACAGGUGCUGUCUUUGCCCACCCCUCCAGCCCCGACCCACCACCCCACCGUCAUCGUCCCCGCCCCAGCACUGACCCAGCAGCCCCACCAUCACGUCACCGUGGUGACCAUGAGCCCGUCAGCCCACACCAGCACCGUCUCCACCUCCAGGCAGAACCUGGAUGCCAUCGUGCAGGCGAUCCAGCACAUCGAACGCACUCAGGAAAGAAGAGCCAGCACUGAGGAAGAGCAGAGAAGAGCGGUCAUCGUUAGCCCCGCCCACGUUGCCAUGGACACCGCCUGCUCAGACACAGACACAGACACAGAGGGAGAGGAUUGUUUGAUGAACUGAUGAUCCAUCCCAUAAACUCGUUCAGAGGACCCUUCAAAUCAAACUCACUGUAAGAUUCCAUCCAAGAGCUUCAAAACAUCUGUAGACAUCGUCCAUACUCCAACAUCCAGUGGUUAAGCUCUUUGUCAGUCUUGUACUGUCAUUUUUAUGAAUACUAAAACAUAAAGAGAAGAGGAAAAAGCUUUGAGGUGACUUCCGGAACGCCAUCAGCCUCUGUCAGUCUGUCCCGUGUCUGUGUGCGUCAUAUCAUCCUCGUAGCCACAUAGUGUCACUGGAACUCUGACAAACGGAUGGAAACUGAAUGUAAUGAGCAGCAGUUGUUUCUCGUUAAUGAUGGUGUUGCAUGUGGUCAUCGAAGCAAAUUUACAGCCCAAAAAUCAGAAAGGUUUGGGAAAAACUCCACGUUGGAAUUAGAGAAUUGCAACUAUAUCUGAUUUACUUGAAAGAAGCUGUUUUUGUAUCUGAAAAUGCCCUUGAAAAUAAGCUGAACAGUUGUGAUGUUUUCAGGUUGAGAGAGGCGUCGGUGGAAGUGAAUGCUGAAGGUUAGCUAGCCUUUAGUGGUGUGCAGAUUUACAGACUGGAGGAUGGCGGCGUUGCUUCAGAGAGCCGGAGACGAUGGUUCAUUACGGUCCAGUCCAUCUCGUUGCCAUUCUUUUGCGGUCCGUUCUGACCCGGUUUGAACUGGUCUCUGUGGGCGGAUGGGGGGUCUUGGGGGAUCUGUUGGAGGGACCAUUUUUCUUUGUCUAAUUUCUGGUCUUGUAAUCAGAGACAUUUUGACUGAAUCGGUUUUUCCUGAAACAAGAAACUUUAGCUGAGGGGAGAUCCGGCAUGUGGGUGGUUGGGAUCGUGGCGUCCUCUCAUCUGGUCAUGGUUUGCUACUCCAGUGACUAUGCACUUGCGCAAUUGCUGUUUAUGCAAUUUCAUCUUGUGUAGAUUUUGUUGGUGGCAUUUCUACGUGAGGCAAAGUUCUCUAUGCACCUGUAAUAGGUAUGUACAUGACAUCUACAGUAUAUGUAUAAAACUUGACAUGUGUAUGUAAAGAAUGUAGUCUUUACUUGCGAGGUGCUCUUUCUGUUGCCAGCGUGACGCUCUGCAGAGCGCUGAGGCCAAACCCUUCAUGUCCGUCCUGCAUGUGCCUGAUACACGUUUCCUUUGGAGGGGGGCUCUUCUUCAUGGGGGUGUGAGCUCCAACCUGUUUCAGAGAAGGAUUUGGCAGCUCAGGUUGGAGAGUCGAGCAUAUCACACUGUAGAAACAGGGAUGUCAGCACUGAGAUGAACGGAAGAGCUCUGCAGUGCAUCAUAGAUCUGCUCCCCGUAUGUUACUUUGGGAAUUGGACUGGAAACCUCCGCCCAUCCUCCCGUCCCUCGUUUUUUCUGACUUGAUGCUGUAAACAUUCCUUUGUUUGGGUCUUUUUGAUUUGUGGGCGUUCAGCUGCCAAUGUAAUGUAUAUUAGUCCUCUGUUUGUCCUGUUUUUGGUUUUCCUCUGAGCUUUUCUGUUUUCUACAGAACAAAGCUGAUGCAUUGGGUAAAACUGUCCGCUCCCUCAUCAGAGUAGUUUUAGGCUGAGGGGGCGUUCAUAUUUUUUGUACAGUUGGUUUUACGCAUUUGGAGGGUGUGUUUUUCCCCGUUCAUGUUGAGCCAUAACCUGAUUUUCUGAUU